This is a messenger RNA of Tribolium castaneum (red flour beetle), 1036 nucleotides long. Its product is annotated as adenosine kinase. Gene Ontology annotation, molecular function: adenosine kinase activity. Gene Ontology annotation, cellular component: nucleus; cytosol. Bases 1 to 987 code for a protein of 328 amino acids. The transcript is spliced from 2 exons. Gene Ontology annotation, biological process: purine ribonucleoside salvage; purine nucleobase metabolic process. Lineage: Eukaryota; Metazoa; Arthropoda; Insecta; Coleoptera; Tenebrionidae. The record is from RefSeq and is a predicted model, not a curated record.
AUGAAAAUUGUUGCGUUUGGGAACCCCCUACUGGACACGAUCGUGCUGUUAAAAAGCGACGCUCUUUUGAAAAAAUAUUGUUUGGAAAAAGACGGCCAGAAAGAAGUGAGUCAGAGCGAAAUGAAGGCAUUGGUGGCCGAUCUUGAAGAGUACGAAAAAACUUUCGUGGCUGGCGGUUGUGCACAAAACACGCUCAAGGUGGUUCAGUGGCUUUUGGACAAAAAAUGCGCUGCAACAAUGUUUGGCUCGAUUGGGGGCGACAGUGAGGGGGAAAUUCUGAAGAAAAUUUUACGGGAGCACGGGGUAGACACGAAUUAUGUCACACAGCCUGGGUACAUUACGGGAUCAACUGUGUCUCUGGUAACUGGGGAAAGUCGAUCGUUGGUUGCUUAUCUGGGCGCUGCUGAAGUGAUGUCUCCUCAGGAUUUUUCCCCGAAUUCGCACAUAAUUGAAGACGCGAAUUUGGUGUACAUGGAGGGGUUUUUCAUUACCAAGAGGAUUCAAGUUGCUUCCGCUAUCGUAAACUGCUGUAAUCGGCUCAACAAACAGUUUGUGUUUAACUUGUCGGGGCAAUAUUUAUGCACAGACUACACACAAACCGUUGUUGAUUUUGUACAAAAAUCUAGCAUUAUCUUUGGUAAUAAGAGGGAAUUCCAAACUAUUUGUCCCCCAAUGAACGAAAGUAGUGUUGAAAAUUUGAUUAAAAACUUGGGAAAACAGGGUAAAAUUGUGGUUGUUACUGACGGUGCCAAAUGUGUGAAUUGUGUGGGAGGGGGCGAAACUUUGGAAAUCAAAGUGCCAGAAUUGAGGGCCGAGGAAAUUGUUGAUACGACCGGGGCUGGGGACGCAUUUGUGGCAGGUUUCCUAAGUGGGUAUCUCCUCAAAAAGCCGCUUAAAACGUGCUGUGAAUUGGGAAAUUACGCCGCGCAGGAAAUUAUCAAACGAAGGGGUUGCACAAUACCCGACUACCCCCCUGUACUUAAAUAGUUAAUAAAAAAAUUACAAAAAAUUUUGAAUUUUUUUGGUUACUUUGGAU